This is a messenger RNA of Helicoverpa armigera (cotton bollworm), 4915 nucleotides long. RefSeq names its product probable nuclear hormone receptor HR3 (gene Hr3). Gene Ontology annotation, molecular function: zinc ion binding; nuclear receptor activity; RNA polymerase II cis-regulatory region sequence-specific DNA binding. Bases 1105 to 3294 code for a protein of 729 amino acids. The transcript has 12 exons. The record is from RefSeq and is a predicted model, not a curated record. Gene Ontology annotation, biological process: regulation of transcription by RNA polymerase II. Gene Ontology annotation, cellular component: nucleus. Lineage: Eukaryota; Metazoa; Arthropoda; Insecta; Lepidoptera; Noctuidae.
GCUAAGUUGAUUAUUCGGUUGGAAUGAAAAAAUAUAUAAUUUUUUCGUGAGCCUGGCCGAAGAUUCGUCAAUGCGUCAGUCACGUUCGGGCCGCUGUGGCGUCAACAUCUUCGGACUAGCCAGUCGCCGUCGCGAAGCCGACUUGUGAACAACCUAUAGUACAAACGACUAACGUACAAAUUUUUCCAGCAGUGAGGUGAUCACGUAUUGUUAUUUUCCACAAAACAAGUGACAGUGCCUAACAGUGCGACAGUGACAGCAAUUACCCUCUUUUUUGGAAAUGGAACGUGGUGGCAUCUAACGACUUCUACAUUUAAAAUUUAAAUCUAGUGUUCCACGUAAAUUCGGAUAACGGAUUUUAGAUAAUUGAGCAGUACUGUUCGGUUAGCUAAAAUCUUUCGGAAACGACAACAAAUUGGCAUUUUCAAACUUUUUCCUUCAAAAUUAUUUUAAAUUUCAAAUACAUUUUUCUCCCUGCCUCGGUUUUUCUCUUUACAGAUUUUUUGUGUUUUUCAAAUAUUGAUAAAGAGAAUAAAAUAAAACCAGUAGAUUAAGGGAACAAGUGAAUAACUACAAUAAAUAUAAUAGUGCCUUACGUAGAAUGUUUAUUUAAGACGAAAGGAAGAAAACAAAACAUAACCACGGAGACAAAAUGCCAAAAAAUUUGUUGCUCUUCAAAAAGUUAAUACCUGAAAUAAACUUCGCUAAAAGAAAUCUCACAUCACCGCUCGGCCGGAAUAUAUUUAUCAGUUAAACGCUAAAACUUGGUGCUUAAAAAGUCAACAUAGUUGAAGAAACACUAUAUUGGGAGUGCCAUAGUUUUUUCGAAGAAAAAUUCUCAUGGUGUAACGCAAAAGAAAAACAAAAAAACAGUUGCCUUACCGACAUAGUCGAACAAUAAAAUUUAAAAAAAAAGAAGAAAUUUAAAACAAUCCAUUGGAACACCAAAUCGUACAGUGAUACUAGUGUUAACCGCAAUGCGAAUUCGAUUCGCGCGCACACAAAAUCAUUGGCCGAAAAUAACUUAAAAAAACAAAAAAAGGUUUCAACCUCAGAAGAAAAAAAGGAAGGACGACGGAGAAAAAUUCGAAAAUUGAAUUUGGAAUGAUGAACAGCAACCAGUUCCACGAUUUGUUUGGGUCCCAGUGGCCUCCGGACCAGCACGGAGGUCACUCGUCGGCAUCGACGAUGCUGCACCAGUCCCAGGGCCUGCCCCAGGGUAUGCAGCUGAAGAGAGAACCUCAUACGGAUGUGCAGCCGGUGAUGCACAACCAGAUGGGCAUGGACAUCACGUCAGGAUCUGUGGCGGAUAGUACAUCCCCGCCGCCUGGCAGCAGUGAUGGGAUGUUCGGCUCGUCAAUAUCUGGCAUGUUUAUGGAUAAGAAAGCCGCUAAUUCUAUAAGAGCUCAAAUCGAAAUAAUACCAUGCAAGGUGUGUGGGGACAAAUCAUCUGGAGUCCACUAUGGCGUCAUCACCUGCGAGGGGUGCAAGGGUUUCUUCAGGCGAUCACAGAGCACAGUGGUGAACUACCAGUGUCCACGGAAUAAAGCCUGCGUGGUCGACCGGGUCAACAGAAAUCGUUGUCAGUAUUGCAGAUUGCAGAAAUGCCUCAAACUUGGAAUGAGCCGUGAUGCGGUGAAGUUUGGACGGAUGUCGAAAAAGCAACGUGAGAAGGUGGAAGAUGAGGUGAGAUUCCAUCGCGCACAGAUGAGAGCUCAGACUGACACGGCGCCCGACUCAGUAUACGACGCUCAACAGCAGACGCCGAGCUCAAGCGACCAGUUCCAUGGUCACUACAAUGGCUACCCGGGCUACGGGUCGCCGUUGUCCUCAUAUGGGUACAACAACGCCGGGCCGGCGCUACAGUCCAACAUGGGAGGCAUACAGCCUCAAGCACCACAACAGCAGCCCUAUGACGUGUCGGCUGAUUACGUAGACUCCACCACGGCUUACGAGCCGAAACAGACCGGGGGAUUCUUGGAUCCUGAUUUUAUUAGUCAUGACGAACAACAAAAAGGGACAACAAUAGUCCGACCAUCCGGCUCAACAUCCACCACGACAGCCACCACAUCCACGACAUCCAUGCGACAAACAUCCAUAGAGCUGCCAAGAACGCGAAUACAGGAAUUCGAUCGCUACGAACAGGACAGGAUUCAAUCCCCAGCAUCAAUUUCCAGCGGAGUCAUUAAUAUAAAGCAAGAAAUCAAGCCAGAAACAUCAAUGGGAGUUGAUAACCUCGUAGCCAGUUACGUGGACUCCACAACAUUUUUGCACAGUCCGUCGAACAUCCAACACAGUCCUAUGGACAUUCAGAAUUCUGUGCUGGUCAGUGGGCAGAGUUCAGUGUCCUUGACGAGUGAGGAUUUGAGCCCGGAUGACCUGACUUCGAGUAGUGGUCAUGGAAGGUUGAUGGAUCCCUUGAAUAUGAAUAUGUCUGGGAUGGGAAUGGUAAAUCCUAAUGCUGUGACGAAUAGAAGACACCAAGGAUCCAGUCAUAGUUCCAGUGAUGAUUUGCCUUCUGAGGGUGACAUCAGCAAAGUUCUGGUGAAGAGUUUGGCAGAAGCACACGCAAAUACCAACCCCAAACUGGAGUUCAUUCAUGAGAUGUUCAGAAAGCCACAGGAUGUCUCCAAGCUUCUAUACUAUAGUUCAAUGACGUACGAGGAAAUGUGGCUGGAUUGUGCAGACAAAUUAACUGGGAUGAUUCAGAAUAUUAUCGAGUUCGCUAAACUUAUACCCGGGUUCAUGAAACUGACUCAGGAUGAUCAGAUUUUGCUCUUGAAAUCUGGCUCGUUCGAGCUAGCCAUAGUCCGGCUGUCACGACUGAUAGACGUCAAUCGUGACCAAGUGUUAUACGGUGAUGCGGUGCUGUCCAUCAGAGAGUGUGUGCAUGCACGUGACCCCCGCGACGUGGCGCUAGUGGUUGGUAUCUUCGACGCGGCCAAGACGAUCGCUCGACUCAAACUCACUGAGACUGAACUGGCGCUAUACCAGAGCCUUGUGCUAUUGUGGCCAGAGCGGCACGGCGUCCGUGGCAACCCUGAGAUCCAGUGCCUGUUCAACAUGUCGAUGGCGGCGAUGCGGCACGAGAUCGAGACCAACCACGCCCCCCUCAAGGGAGACGUCACUGUGCUGGACACGCUGCUCGCUAAGAUACCCACCUUCAGAGAACUAUCGCUGAUGCACCUGGAAGCGUUGUGCCGCUUCAAGGCCGCCCACCCGCACCACGUGUUCCCGGCCCUCUACAAGGAGCUGUUCUCACUCGACAGCGUCCUGGACUACACCCACGGCUAAGCCCAGCGUUGGGCAACCAGGUUUCUAUCAGAUUGCGUUAAAACGAUCUCAUUUUUGCCCAACAUAGCUGGACGGUGGCAUUUUGAGACCUUUUCAAAGACUCUUGACAGCUUGACAGCUAUAUUAAAUAUUUUUUUUAUAUAAUUUUUAAUUCCUUGAAGUAAAACUAAACGCAAUUAAAUAGAUUUGUUAAUAUAUUUAUAAUUGUAUGUAUGUACCUUGAGACUGUUAAAAUAUUUACUUAAAAGUAUGUACGUACAAUAAUUAAAAGGAGGUUUAUUUAAUUCGAUUCUAGUUACAUUUAAAUGCGUUUAAUUUUACAUUUAAUCUCAGAAUAUUAUGAUUUUUUUUUCAUUUGUUAUGGAAUUCUCUUAUUAUUAUUUUUCAUAACAUGAAAUAUUAUGUAGCGUUACACACAUUUUUUGUGGAUUAUCUAAUACAGAAUUAGACAUAAUGUAUGUUUGAUUGUGUAUUGUAUACAAAGGAAUAUCGUAAUAUAAUUAUCGUAAAGUGUAUCUAACUCUGAAUGAAGAAAUAAUAAUAAUUAUUAUAUAAAGAUAUAAUAAUAGGAAUAGAGUUUUUAUUAAGAAAUAAAUAAAAAAGUUAUAAAGGUGUAGCAAGUUAAAGAUCACACAGUUUCAAUCGUACGAAACUUAUUUUAAAUAGGACUUUUUUUAUUAAUUUUAACAGUUUUUUAAAGAAUGUAACUUGUUAUUUAUUUCAAAUGAUUAUUAUUAUUAUUGAUGUUUUUUUCGCCUCUGUAGAUUUUCGAUUUAAGUUGUAAUAUAGGAAUACAUGAUACUGCCCAUUUUUUUGUAUUUUUUUCGUUGUUUUUAAAUAAAGAAGUACAUAUAUGUCGAAUAUGUUGAAGCGAUGGAAAAAUGCAAAUCAUAAUUUAAAGUAAUUUUAAGUCGUGCGUUGAACAAAAUUUCCAAUUGUGAAUGAACUUUCUGAAAAGAGAAAUCAAAUUUUCACGGACAAAAAACAUUUUUGUAAUACUUAGCAGGCAAUUUUUAUUCAUUUUUUCAUUUUUUUCGCGUGUAGAGUAAAUUGAUCUCAUUUUUUUUCAUUUCUUUGCUUGGGUGCCAUCUUCGGAAUUACGUCACAUUUUGCAUAAUAAAAUGAAAUAAGAAAAACAUAAAAAACACAAUUUUUGCAUAAUAAAACUGUUGUACUUUACCCUUUAAUACGUAAAUUAUUUUUUUAUUACCGUUUUUUUAUUAUUUUAGCUUGACGCGAUUUUAUACGUAUAUUUUUAAUUUAAUUUAAAUUGCCUGCUACUAAUAAUUAGAAUUAUUAAAAUAACCAUCAAUUUUCUAACAUUACGCUAAGUUUGUCGAAUAGCCUUUACUAUAGACUGGAUUAUAUUAAUGUUAAUAAAAAAGUAUAAAUCUUAACUUGUAUUUUGUAAAUAGUUAUUAAUCGUAUGUAUUUUAUAUUAAAUAUCAUAAGGUUCGAUGGGUUAUCUUUAAUUUUACAUUCUAUUAAAAAAUAUAAUAAAAGAAACAAAUUUUUCAAAAUGACCUCCGAGCGAGCUUGACAGAUCAUGUGAAAAAUGUUGUUUUUUUCCUUUCUAUAUAUUAUAUAUUUUUUGUUAAAUAAAGCAAUCUGUUAUUGUCUA